CAACUGUAGCUUUAAAGAAUCUGAGAAGCCAUGGAUUCCCACUCUCUUCCUCACGUUUCCAAUGAGCAAUUCCACCGCCAUAGCUCUCUAUACAGGUUCUGCUGCCACCACCGCCACCGCCGCCGCAGAUUCUAAAUAUAGAACUCUGAAGCGCUGCCAGUGCAUUCACCCAGACUGCCAUGGUUUGCUCCCCGGACUCCCCGAGGAAAUAGCGCAGCUCUGCCUGUCUCUAGUUCCGGCUUCCACUCUAUUCGCCGUCUGCCAUUCAUGGCGCCGCCUCAUCUACUCGCCGGAGUUUCCGCCAUUUCUGUCGAUCUACGCUCUCUUCCUUCCGGGGGAAACUCUACCAGAUCUCUCGAAUUCGAUCCAAUUCUCGUCCUUCGAUCCAAUUUCUCAUAAAUGGGAACCGCUUCCGAAUCCGCCGUCGGAUCCUCCUCUCUGCCUCCUCUACCGACAUCCUUCCUUCAUAUCGCGCAAGUUGCCGAUCCAAUCGGUGACAGUUUCCGGUAAUCUCGUUCUGCUUGCAGCCACCGCCGAUCAGUUCAUCCCCGCCCUAUCCAGACCGUUGAUUUUCAAUUCUCUAUUGCAGAAGUGGACCUACGGUCCAGAUUUCUCCGCGCCGCGCCGAUGGUGCGCCGCCGGCGCUUCCGGCGGAGCACUGUACAUAGCGAGCGGAAUCGGCUCUCAGUACGACAACGACGUCGCAAGGUCGGUUGAAAAGUGGAACCCUAACAACAACACUGCUCAAUCUCACCACCGGAAAUGGCGAUGGGAGAAAAAAGCGAGGCUAAGAGAUGCGAAAUUCAGCCGCGAAGCGAUCGAGGCGGUCGGAUGGAAGGGGAAACUGUGUAUGGUGAACGUGAAAGGCGACGCCGCCAAGGAAGGAGCAAUCUACGACGUCGAGCGCGACGUGUGGGAGGAUAUGCCGGAGGGUAUGCUGGCCGGUUGGAGAGGUCCGGCGGCGGCGAUGGAGGAGGAUACAAUAUACGUGGUGGACGAAUCCAGAGGCUCGCUGAAGAAAUACGAUCACGUGAGGGACACGUGGGUGGAAGUAUUGGAGAACGAGAUACUUAAAGGUGCGCAGCAGGCUGCGGCCGGCGGCGGAAGACUGUGCGUAUUGUGUGCCGACGGCGUCCAUAUCGCGGUGGUGGAUGUGGCGGCGGAAGAUCCUCCGGCGAGGUUGUGGACGGUGGAAUCGCCGCCGGGGGUUCAGGCGGUGGGGAUUCACAUACUCCCCAGAUUAAGCCGCCCCAAAUUUUAAUUAAUUAAUUUACUCUCAUUUCCGGUUACUAUAUAUAAAUAUUUUUAUAUUUCGUAAAAGUACAAUUUUGUUUCAUCACUAUUCUUUAUUUGAUAUAUAUUUGCGUGUG
Messenger RNA from Andrographis paniculata, 1370 nucleotides. Its product is annotated as F-box/kelch-repeat protein SKIP25-like. The transcript has a single exon. Gene Ontology annotation, molecular function: protein binding. The record is from RefSeq and is a predicted model, not a curated record. Bases 62 to 1261 code for a protein of 399 amino acids. Lineage: Eukaryota; Viridiplantae; Streptophyta; Magnoliopsida; Lamiales; Acanthaceae.